AUGGCUCCCAAAGUAGACAAGAAACUCCUCAAAGAACUCCAUGCAACAAGGGCUUCGGAAGAUGAUUCACCGGUGGACAGGAAACUGCGACUCACUCCUUCUCGAACUAAGGGGAAGUCCACGAGCUUGUCUAUGCUCCAGCAGUUCCCCCGACCUCGAAGGGUACUAAUGACAAGCAAAGAGACAACUGUGCCAAAAGUUUCUUUGUUGGAGGUUGAGUCUCCGCCAGGGCCUUCAAAGGAGAAAGAGAAGGCCAAGGUCUUUAAGACCGCUAAAGAGGGAAAGGAAAAGGUCUCCUAGCCACUUAAGCCUUUCAUGUGGAACAGUGAGGAGGCGGCUAUGGCUAGGCUUAGCCAAUUUGUUUAUGAUGAUGAAGUGAAGGCCAUUUUUGGCCCAAGGCCUACCAGGGUGAACACAACUAUUGCCCACACCAUUGGGAGGAUAAGCUUCUGCAGUACCUCGCCCAGAGAGCUCUUGGUCAUCUCGUGCUCUUGCAUCUCCAUAGGACCUGGUUUGUCAGCAUAAAGCAAAACAUAUUAGCCAAAGGUAAAAAAACAAAGGAGCAAGCAAAAGUCUACCACGUACAAAGAGGAGGAGGAGAUCCCCACAAACAAGGGACCAAAAGAGGCCUAUUGGAGAGAACCUCUGAAGACCCAAACUCCCAAACUGACCCAAAAACAAAGAACUUGUCUUUCCAUUCCUUGACGUUGGAGGAAUAGCCUGUCAAGAGGUCACUCUUCUCUCUCUUUACAAAAUAAAAC
Messenger RNA from Ilex paraguariensis (yerba mate), 761 nucleotides. NCBI's taxonomy places the organism in Eukaryota, Viridiplantae, Streptophyta, Magnoliopsida, Aquifoliales, Aquifoliaceae. The record is from the annotation of a GenBank genome assembly.